Messenger RNA from Vitrella brassicaformis, 2124 nucleotides. NCBI's taxonomy places the organism in Eukaryota, Vitrellaceae. The record is from the annotation of a GenBank genome assembly.
UGUGGUCAUCCAUCCUCCUCCCGCCGUCGCCUCUUGGCCUCCUUCCUGGCCCUCUUCCUCUCCCUCUUCUCCUUCUUACGCGCCUUCCUCUCUCGACGCCUCUCCCUCUCACGCCUGUCGCUGCUGCUGUCUGCCUCACUGUCGCUGUUGGCCUCACUCGUGUCGUCAACCACCUCCACGUCAAGUCGCUUCUUCUUCCCUGAUGGCGGUUGGGGUGGUUCGUCCGGCUCAGCUGCGCAGUCCUUUCUUGGUGGCUGCUGCUGCAGUGAGAUAAGUUCCUGCGAGUCGCCGAGUUCGUACGGUGGAGGGGUGGGGUGAGGGGUGAGCUGCGCCAGCCAGAGGUUGAUCUCUUGCGCCAGCGAUGCCGCAAGCCUCACGCCCUCCAGCGACUCGGAAUACACCGCCUGCAGACAGACAGACAGACAGGCAGACGGACGUGGGUCGACCCACGUGCAGAUGGGUUGGUAUGUAUUUGCCUGUGUGGCCAUGCCAUACCUUGAGGCUUGUCAGUCUCUUGGCGACCUGCUUGGCUGCCGUCACGAUGGCCUCACUUUUUGUGCGCUCCUCCUCGUUGUGGCCCAUGAGCUGCACACGGUAGCUCUUGAGCCCCUCAUAGAAGACACCGAACCGACGCCACGUGGACGCCUGGUGCAGCACAUGGGGCUCACUAAAGAGACGCUCGACCACAGAAGCAGUCUCCUCCAGCUUGCGAGAUACCUCAUCCUAUAGCAUGUAUAGCAAAGAGACAGACAGAGAAGAAGACGCACAACAUAUAUCACCAUGUCCUGUCAUGCCCUCUUUUGUUUGAGCAUCUGUUGCUCGCUGUGCCUACUUGAAUGAGGCUCUGCAGCUGGUAGGCGGUCAUGUCCAUGGGCUGCAGCAGGCUGGCAACAUCGCCAUCUGUGUCUGCAUCUGCUCCUUCUUCCCUCCUGGCCUGCAGUGCCCUGUCCAUCUGAUGCAGCUGCACUUGGAAGCCGAUGUUGGGGUACACCUGCCGGAUCUUGAGCAGCUCGUCGAACGCCUCCUUGUACGUCAUCUGCCGGCUGGACAUGAGCUGCGCUAUCAAUACCGACGCCGACCUCGACACGCCCUUGCCGCAGAGAACCAACACACGACUGAUUUGAUUGACGCCAGCCACAAACAGACAGACGCAGACAGGCAGGAUGUCCAGAGUGUGAUUCGUGGGAGGCUGUUGGGUUUGGGUGGCCUAAGUACCCGCCUUUCUGCUUUGCCUCGCCGAUGAAUGGCAGCGCCUUGACCAGGGAGGGAUACAACAGCUCCUCAGGCAUGUCCUUCACAGGACACACCUGCACACACACACACACACAAACCGACCGAAUGUCUGCCACCUUUCGUUCCGUCAAGUCGCUCCGCUGACCGACCAGGUACUUGAACUUGUCCUCGAACACCGGCUGGAUGGAAUGAUGGACAACGAGGAUGUGCGUGAUGCGGUGCUCCCUCAGCAGAUGAGCAUCUUUGCCUGCUGCUUCUCCGCCGAUGUAGAGGAAGCCCUCGUCGAUGGCGUGGAGCUUCGCCUGAUGCGUUCGUUGGUUGUCGAAAUGAACAAAGAAGGAAAACCUGCUGCCUGAUGUCAUCUUGAAGCUGGCGAUGGAUCGGAUUCAUGACGUUGAGUACCGUUGAGUUUGACUGGCAAAAAUUGAUGCACGCAUCGUCUGUCCAUUGUCAGGAAGCCAUGCUCAUGCACUUUGCCUCACUUGGAUACACAGCGCCCCAUGACAUGCACGGCGGUCUGCUGGCUCAUGCAUGACCAGGGUGGCAAGAAGAAUGCAUGGCAAGGCAGGUGACAUGACACCCACGUGUGGAGCAUGCAUACCGCAGGUGAGAGCUGGCAUUAGCUAGCGUCAUCCAAAACGAUCAAAAGGCAUCCAUCCGACAUUAGCAGGAGAGGGGCGACUUCGCAUCGAUAGAGACCGAAAUGAAUCGCCACACGUACGGAUGCAUUUUUUUACGACUGACAAGCACACUGCCCCCCCUCACUUGGCUUGCACCGUCCACACUACACCACACCGCACGCGCCCAUUGGAUCGAGUCAUUCGGUAGCUGUACAGACAGACACAUCCCCGCCGAAGAGGAAGGACAAGACGGCAGAGAGGCAGGAGAAAC